Messenger RNA from Physeter macrocephalus (sperm whale), 4894 nucleotides. It is a transcript of the gene SYTL2, whose product is annotated as synaptotagmin like 2. Gene Ontology annotation, biological process: intracellular protein transport; exocytosis. NCBI's taxonomy places the organism in Eukaryota, Metazoa, Chordata, Mammalia, Artiodactyla, Physeteridae. The coding region runs from base 124 to 2940 and encodes 938 amino acids. The record is from RefSeq and is a predicted model, not a curated record. The transcript is spliced from 8 exons. Gene Ontology annotation, molecular function: neurexin family protein binding; small GTPase binding. Gene Ontology annotation, cellular component: plasma membrane; exocytic vesicle.
GUAGAGCCCAAAGAAAAAACAGACUCAAAGUCAUGGAUUGCUGUUGCCUUGGUGACAGAUGAUACCAGUCAAAAAGAAAAUGGCUCAAAGGCUCUGUUAUCCACCAAAGUUGAAUUGACACCUAUGGGAUCUGAUUCAACGUUCCAGGUAGAGGAAAAUAUGCAUUUUGGAAAUGGCGAAAAUGUGAAUAUCAAACCCAAAUCUAUUAAUUUGUCCCCACAAGGCAAGGAAAGUCCAGGCAUACUGCAACCAUUUGAAAUCUCCAGUCCAAAUCAAGAGAGUAAAACUGUGGACUAUAGCCAAGGUUCAAAAAACGUAGGAGAAGGAAUUGGGGUACUUCCUCCAACCAAUAACUAUUCCUAUCGUGUUUGCAAAGGAUCUCAUGCAGAAAAUCAAGUUCCAUGCAACACUAAGGAUGUUGACAGUUUAGGUGAAGAAGAGCCCAAGCUUUGUGUUUAUGAAAAAAAUAGAAGAAAGUCAGAAGUGAAUUUUGACUCUUCAACAAUUAUCGAACAAUGGAGUUUGAAAGACAACGUGAAGGCAGAGAGAGAGAGCAAAGGAAGAGAUAGUUACAUCCUAAAAUCUUCUUCAGAAUCAGAGACUAUUGAGUCACCCCCUGAGGCUACGAACAAUAAAUCUCCUUGGAAGAAGCCUAAGGUCCAACUACAAGAAGCAGGUGAGGUUCCCCAGAACCAAGUGCAAAGAGAGAAAUACAAAAGAGUAAGUGACAGAAUAUCCUUUUGGGAAGGUGAGAAACCUGCUGCUAACUUAACUCAUAAAGAACCGACAUCUUCAUUUAGUCAGGAACGACUUUCUGCUAAAGCAUAUCAGCCUGUGAAGUCCAUGGACAGUUUUUUAUCUACGGGCUGUAGUAAAUAUAAUAAUCAAGUCACUGCCAAACAAGUGGUCCUAGAUAAGGAUGGUCAAGCAGCCCAUCUCUGCCAUUUUUAUUCCUCAAAUAAAACUAAAGAGACCAGGUCCCAAAUAUCAGGUCCAUCCAAAAAUGAUCCUUCAGCUGACCAACCAGGUAAAGUGUCUCUGUUUCAGAAUAAGACAGCUGAGCCUAUAAGAUUACCAGUGACAGACAGUUUGCAUUAUGAAAAGGACAUCACUUUUCCACCACUGCAACUUCCUUCAAAUGUUGGGAGUGAAAUACAUACCUCUUUGGAGAAAGACAGAUCUCAAAUUGGUGAAUGGAAUCCCAAGUUUAAAGUUAUAUCCCUUAAAGAAAGAAUGGAUGAACCCAGUACAGAACAGGUCUAUAAUCACUCUCAAUUUGAGAAUUUGAGAAAGUUUUGGGACUUAGGAGCCAAUCUAAACAGUCAAGAUAAUAUCGAGAAGAAUACUAUCACAAGCCAAAAAAAUUCUGUGCCUUUUAAUAGCCAGAAACACAAAGAAUUCAGUGACAUUAAAUCAUCAGGAAAAAAUACCCAUGAAAGAGAGACGCUUCUAAGACAGAGAAAAGUUCCGGAAAGAGAGGAAAUAGAGAAAUUAAAUUCAAAGGGCACACUCCAGGUGUUACGAAAUGAAACCACAUUUCCAUUGAGACCACCCAGAAAGUCCACUCAUCAGUUGCCAGGAAGUGAGUCAUCAAAGGAAAACAUGGGAAAAAAUACAGAAGGGUUUGUUACUCCGGUGUUCAAGGAAGAAAAGGAUUACUCUGACCGAGAGAUUCAAGAAUCCAUCGUGAAAACAAGUGUUUUGUCUAAAGACUACAGAGACACGUUUAAUGACAGCUUACAGAAGCUGCUUUCAGAAGCCUCAUCACCAGUCAUCCACCCCUCUGGUGGAAAAGUUCAUAGAAAACAAGUGCUUGAACCAGGUACUUCUGAAAAUAGGACAUGGCCUCAAAAGACAGAUUUUGCUGAUAAUGAGGAAGAAGCCAAAAGACCUAAGGAGAUCAUUAAUGAGCAUAUAGACAAAACAGUAGCUCCUCCAAAGGUCAAUUCGAACACUUUGACUGCUAGUCUAGACAAACUCCUGAAGGAAGCAACUGGAACUCCACCCUCUCCCUUGCAAACCAAAUGUGAACCGGCAACCACUAGGAUCAACCCUGAGUCUGAAGAGAGUAGAGUUUAUGAAAAAGGGAUAGAAUGGAAUCAGAACACAUCAGCCUAUCGGAGAGAGAUACUAGCUUCUUUUCCAGAGGCAGAAACUUUGGGAAAUACAGCUCUCUCCCAGAAAGCUCAAAGUGGUUCAGAAGAAGAACCCAGUCCUGUUUUGAAAACUUUGGAAAGGAGUGCUGCUAGGAAAAUGCCUUCCAAAAGUCUAGAAGAUAUUGCAUCAGAUUCAUCAAAUCAAGCAAAAGUAGAUAAUCUGCCAGAAGAAUUAGUGCGUAGUGCUGAAGAUGAUCAAAAAGCAGAACAGGAACCAGAUACAAAUGAAUGCAUUCCAGGAAUUUCCACAGUGCCUUCACAACCUGAUAAUCAGUUUUCCCACCCUGACAAACUCAAAAGGAUGAGCAAGUCUGUUCCAGCAUUUCUCCAAGAUGAGAGUGAUGACAGAGAAACAGAUACAGCAUCAGAAGGCAGUUACCAGCUCAGCAGACACAAGAAGAGCCCGAGCUCUUUAACCAAUCUUAGCAGCUCCUCUGGCAUGACGUCCUUGUCUUCUGUGAGCGGCAGUGUGAUGAGUGUUUAUAGUGGAGACUUUGGCAAUCUGGAAGUGAAGGGAAAUAUUCAGUUUGCAAUCGACUAUGUGGACUCACUGAAGGAGUUGCAUGUCUUUGUGGCCCAGUGUAAAGACUUAGCAGCAGCAGAUAUUAAAAAACAACGUUCGGACCCAUAUGUAAAGACUUAUCUGUUACCAGACAAGGGCAAAAUGGGCAAGAAGAAAACGCUUGUAGUGAAGAAAACGUUGAAUCCUGUGUAUAAUGAGAUACUGCGGGUAUCUAUGACCUCUCUAUCUAGGAAAAUCCUAAAUGGUGACCUAUGCAUUUAAAAGGCCAUGUCAUCUUGGGUAGUAUCUCUACAGAGGAAGUCAGUCACCAAGAGAGAAGGAAAUGAAUAACCAUUUUCUGAGAAUCUGCUUUGUAUGAGAUGAUACACCAUGACUGUUGUAUGCAUUAUCUCAUGCAUGCCGUCCAGACCCUGCCAGGGGGAUAGUAUUAUCUACGUCUCACAGAUGAGGCAAAUGAAGCUUAGAGAAAUAAAGGAACUUGCUCAAGGAUACACAGCUGAUAAAGCUGAGCAUUGCCGCCAAAACAGUCUUAUAAAAGCCUAAUUCUGAUCAUGUUAUUUCUUUGCUUAAAAUAUUUGAGGAUUCCCAUUAUCCUUAGGGUCAAGUACACCCAUCUUAACACGCACACCACUCCCUUAAUAACCUGAGCUCCAGCCUCAUCAUUCCACUUUCAUAGUCUUUCUUCAGGUCACCCUGAUUCCUUUCUGUUCUUUGGAGGAACUACAUUUUCUCACACUGCUGGGACUUUCUGUUCCUUCAGACUGGGAUAUUCUUCCCCACAUUGUCCAUAACUACUUCCCACAGCCUGAAAUGCCUCUUCCUAUUAGAAGCUGUCCUUAACCCCUAAGUUUCCCUGCUGUCUGCUGCCUCAGUCUCCUUGUUUUACAAUAGGCUGUGUUAACUUUCAGCACUUUAACUACUGGUUUAAUUGUAAGUUCCAUGAAGGCAGGGACCAACUCUGUGUUGCUUGUAAACUGGGUACCCUUACGCAAAUGAUUUAACCCAUCUGCACUUCAGAUCUGCAAAAGGGAGAUAAGAAUAGUACCUACCUACCAAUAUGUAUGAAGUAAUUAGUAUGCAUUAAACACUGAGUAAAUACUGGCUCUUAGCACAGUGUCUGGUGUAGGUACUUAAAAAAUGUUUAUAGAUGGAAGGAUAGAUGGAUGGAUAGAUGAAUGAAGAAUAUACCUGGCUCAAAUGCCCAUAUUCCUUUUUCCUUCAAACUUUAUUAUGCUGCCUUAGUCAUGAGUAACAGAUUAUUUAAAGCUACAAAUAUGAGAAGGAUUAUUCAUUCCCUCUUUCUGAAAAUUCUGUCCAAGUAUUUGGUUAUCCUCUGAGAAAAGGAGCAGCAUUAAAUUAACCCUCAGUCAUCCAUGUGUGAAUUUUCUGUAGCAAGUUUUUAAUUAUGAUUUGACUAUGAUAUACCUCAGAACCCUAGCUAUUUCUAGGUCAGCUACUUCAACCCUAUACUCAGGAAAAGCCAGCUAGUUUAAAUGGUAAACUCAGAGAAAGGCAAGUCUGCUACAACCAAAAUGGACAGUCAAGUAGUAUAUCAUAAUGCCAAAUAGAGAUUAUUUUUAGAUUAGAAAGACUAUUAUCCCUUCCAUGAUUAUAUAUAAUCAAGUACUGACUACAUUUUAGAUUAAAACUAUUAGGAUGCUGAAAAAACCAGGUUGAUCUUUUCUUGAAAAAUAUCUUGUCCUUGCAGGAUAAUGGUGGGAGAGGUUGUAUGUAUAUGGGACAGGUGGUAUAUAGGAACUCUUCUGUACUUUCAAUUUUGUGUGAAUCUAGAACUGCUCUAAAAAAUAAAGUCUAUUAAAAAAAUACUUUGUCCUUAGGUAGAAAACAGACCAUUGGAUUAAACUUCAUUUGUAUUUUUAGACUGAAUUUGAUUUAUGUUAUAUCUAGUUAGAACUAAAAACAUCCAGUAAAAAUUGAAUAAUUGGCUUUUGUUUUUAGAGAGCUAUUACCGGCUAUGAUAUUUGAGCCAUCAUUUGCUUUUCCAGAGGGGAAAAGAAAAAUGAGCUUUUGUGAAAGAUGAAUUUGAGCUCUUUGAAACAAGACACUUAGAAUAAGAUGACUUUGCAAUAUUCUUGAGACUUGAAACCUAGCAGAUGAGAAAAUCUGAUCUACACAGAUGACUUUUUUCUUCAUCUCUAUGUCAUAACUUUGGCAUAAAAUAAUAUUAUUUACCACUUUAAUUUCCUUCUUUGAA